Messenger RNA from Echinococcus granulosus, 387 nucleotides. RefSeq lists its product as hypothetical. NCBI's taxonomy places the organism in Eukaryota, Metazoa, Platyhelminthes, Cestoda, Cyclophyllidea, Taeniidae. The record is from RefSeq and is a predicted model, not a curated record. The transcript has 3 exons. The coding region runs from base 1 to 387 and encodes 128 amino acids.
AUGCAUCAUCCCAUCAUCAAGGCUUUUCCAAUCCCCGAGGGUGGGUUCAAUGAAUUCACCGAUUACAGUGUCAUCAUUCAGGGGCAUGGAUCAGUGUGUGUGGGUGCCAACGAGGCGAAUCGUGUUGCCUGGGAAAAUCGCACUUCCCAGGUGGCCAAGACCGCUAUCCGUAGCGGACGCGGAGGCAAGUGCUACUUCACCACAUUUCCGAGCCUUACCACAGCGAAAGAGAGGACAUGUAAAUAUGUGAUCGGCAUCGGGGCUUGCGAGGAUAUGAAGGUAGUGCCACGUUUGGACACGCCGAGAUCCAAACCCGGGGAUCACCUAAUUGCCCGCUCGCCACGUGCUGAAGCAGCACGAGCCAAUGAGAUGGCAGCAGGGCGUUGA